AUGACAUUAAGAGAAUACUAUAGAAUACUAGAGCACAGGGAUUGUGAUGCGGCCCUAGGAAUGAAGGAGUUCUUCAAUAUGCUAUACUUACCGCCCACUAAAGUCAUGCUAUUUGGAGACGCCUGUCCUGCUGUCACUGAUCCCAUAGCAAAAGCAUCUAGUAAUGAAUUUCAGUUGACAUAUGCGGACACAUUCACAGCACUGACGCCAAACUUUUUUCGUAUCGUUCCGAGCGAAGCGGCCUUUAAUCCUGCUCGAGUAGCAAUCCUGAAGAACUUCAACUGGACUAGAGUUGGAACAAUCUAUCAAAACUCUCCCCGAUAUAGUCUCCCCCACAGCAAGUUAUUGGCAGACCUGGACAGAGCCAACAUUGAUAUCGUCGCCUCCCAGAGCAUUGCCGAUGAGCUCAAGCCUGAGAUGUACUUGCACAAAUUUGAAGCGAAAGCAUAUAAAGAAGGACUUUAUGGUCGCCGAUAUCAAUGGAUAGUAUCGGGAAUAUAUGAGGACAAGUGGUGGCAAAAUGUGCAAAAUUUGGACUGUAAUCAGGACGAGUUGAUGGCCGCUCUGGACGGCUAUAUUGCCACUGAUGUGCUUCCACUCACAAGUUUGCAAACCACCGAUUUUGGACUGACGACAUAUGAAUAUAUGGCUGAAUACGAGCGGAUGAGGGGCCAGGAGUUCAGUCGUUUCCACGGCUAUGCCUUGCUGCCGUAA
Messenger RNA from Oppiella nova, 714 nucleotides. NCBI's taxonomy places the organism in Eukaryota, Metazoa, Arthropoda, Arachnida, Sarcoptiformes, Oppiidae. The record is from the annotation of a GenBank genome assembly.